Phymastichus coffea is the source of this 561-nucleotide messenger RNA. RefSeq lists its product as uncharacterized. The record is from RefSeq and is a predicted model, not a curated record. Bases 1 to 561 code for a protein of 186 amino acids. The transcript has a single exon. Gene Ontology annotation, molecular function: nucleic acid binding. NCBI's taxonomy places the organism in Eukaryota, Metazoa, Arthropoda, Insecta, Hymenoptera, Eulophidae.
AUGCCCUUUCGAGCGCUGCGUGCUCGACUACGCCGGCCCAUUCCAUCCAGCACGGCCAGUUUCCUAGGAGCCCUCACGAGGUUCGUUGGCAGGUACGGCCGUCUCACGGAGAUCUGGAUCAACAACGGCACCAAUUUUCGCGGUGCUAACCAUGAGCUCCAGCGAUUGCUGAAGGCCGCUGAGAUGGAUUGGGAACUCAUCAAAGGACACCUUGCCCUCGAGGGCACAGUCUGCAAUUUCAUCUUGCCUUCUGCCCCACACUUCGGUGGCCUGUGGGAGGCCGGCGUCAAGUCAACUAAAAUGCAUCUCCGCCGUGUCGCCGGCCCCUGGCGACUCACCUACGAAGAGUUCUCGACGCUCUUGGUUUCGGUGGAGGCUGUCCUCAACAGCAGACCCCUCGCUCCGCCAUCCGGCGAUUUAAGCGAUCUUGAUGCGCUCACACCAAGUCACUUCCUCAUCGGCACCUCGAACACCUCUCUCCCCCAGCCUGCCGAUCCUACUGUCAAUCUAGAGCAUUCCACGCACUGGGACCUAGUCAAUGGGAUGCGAGAUCAUUAUUGA